AUGCAGACUCCACAAAGGCAGGGCUCUCCAGGAUACCAUGGUAUUCGUGAUUCUUUCCAGAUGGUGUGGGUCCUGAAGGGAAACUCUUUAAUUGCAGUUCCUUCUAGCAGCAAUGUCAAACCUGUCAGUAUUUCCUCACUACCAUGCACAGACACAAACAUCCAUGUUGAAGGAAAAGGCAGUCUGAUAUACCUGGGAAUCAAGGACGUAGAUCUUUGUCUGCUCUGUGCAGAAAUUGAGGGCCAGCCUACUUUGCAGCUUAAGGAGAAAAGGAUAAUGGACCUGUACCUGGAGAAUGAAGCGCAGGUGCCCUUUCUCUUUCUGCGCAGCAUAGAGGGUUCCACCUCCACCUUCCAGUCGGUUGCCUACCCCGGCUGGUUCAUAGCCACUUCCUCAGAGGCUGGACAGCCUGUCAUCCUCACCAAGGAGAGGGGCAAAACUUACAACACCAACUUCUUUUUCAGUCCUGAGGAGUAA
Pteronotus mesoamericanus is the source of this 477-nucleotide messenger RNA. Its product is annotated as interleukin-36 beta. Gene Ontology annotation, biological process: positive regulation of gene expression; positive regulation of T cell differentiation; cytokine-mediated signaling pathway. The coding region runs from base 1 to 477 and encodes 158 amino acids. The transcript is spliced from 4 exons. NCBI's taxonomy places the organism in Eukaryota, Metazoa, Chordata, Mammalia, Chiroptera, Mormoopidae. Gene Ontology annotation, molecular function: interleukin-1 receptor binding; cytokine activity. The record is from RefSeq and is a predicted model, not a curated record.